Molecule: messenger RNA, 315 nt
Organism: Wickerhamiella sorbophila
Lineage: Eukaryota; Fungi; Ascomycota; Dipodascomycetes; Dipodascales; Trichomonascaceae
Exons: 1
Coding region: 1-315 (104 amino acids)
Biological process (GO): 2-oxoglutarate metabolic process
Source: RefSeq, a predicted model, not a curated record
AUGCGUGCUUCGAUCGUCGCUUACCGUGUUCCCUUGAUUCGUUUUAUCGGCAAGCGUUCCAUUCCCUCCACCCUGGACCACUCGCUGAAGGCCCAUCCCGAGGGCCCCGGUGAGCUGCCUUCCUCGUUCGCCCAGUACCGCCAGAGCGCCCAGACACACGGUCCGCUUGCUCGCAGCUCGUCCACCUCGUCCCCGGCCGAGAGCGGUGCAGUCUACCUGUCAGUUGCCGACCUGCCCAAGCGGUUCCACUACUCCCAGCUCUCUGAGGCCGAGCUUGAGAACAUUAACAGCGGCGGUGCUUUUGUUGUGUUCUGA